AUGUCCACCGUCUUCGUUGGAGGCAGCAGCCGGCGCCACAGCUCAUAUGAUUCCUUGCACUCCAAUGGCUCGCCUAUAUCGCUCGAUGGACAGGCGGAGUCUCCCCUGAAGCAGCCAGAGAUAACAACCAGUGGUACCGCCGAUGCCUUGGGGGCCAGUGAUGUUCCGCCGCUGGGUCUGCCCGCAACGCGAAAGGAAGUUUUGGUUCCAGGGGGGUGA
Messenger RNA from Cladophialophora carrionii CBS 160.54, 219 nucleotides. RefSeq lists its product as uncharacterized. The transcript has a single exon. The record is from RefSeq and is a predicted model, not a curated record. The coding region runs from base 1 to 219 and encodes 72 amino acids. NCBI's taxonomy places the organism in Eukaryota, Fungi, Ascomycota, Eurotiomycetes, Chaetothyriales, Herpotrichiellaceae.